AAAUUUGACUAUUUGUUGUUUCGAGUUUCGUUAUUUAAAUUGCACGUCUUGCGUGAGAGAAUUUCGACAAAGACUGCGCGGCGCGCAAUUCACUGCAAAAUCAGUUUGCCAAUCGCCCCGAACGCACAAAACUCUAUCACUACAGAGGAUCCCGCUUAAAAGGAACGCGCAAGAUCACCAUGGCGAACUAUUACUAUUUCGACAUCAAACUUAAACUUCGGGAUCCGACUGCAGUUGCUUUGACCCCAUCUCUGUUUCGAAGCUGCGUUCUUGACGCCCUGGACAGUUUCUUCUGCGAGGAGAAACCCACACUGGAGAUCGUGAAGUUCUGCGCCCAGCAACAUCGUGUUAUCUUUCGAGUGCCAGAGCAACUGCACGACAUGACCCGCAUAUCCAUUGAGCUCAUCGGUCACUACCAGCAGAUACCCUGUCAUUUUGAGAUCUUGGAAACAUCCAAAUCAUCGCUGGACUUUGAGAAGAGCAUUGAAAAGACUGUCGCGGUUGUGUCCGAUGAUUAGGACUAGCGAAUUGUAAUACUCAGUGUAAUAUACAUUAUAACCGUCAUG
Drosophila melanogaster (fruit fly) is the source of this 566-nucleotide messenger RNA. RefSeq names its product ribonuclease P/MRP subunit p14 b (gene Rpp14b). The record is from RefSeq and is marked reviewed. Gene Ontology annotation, cellular component: ribonucleoprotein complex; ribonuclease P complex; endoribonuclease complex. The transcript is spliced from 2 exons. Gene Ontology annotation, molecular function: ribonuclease P activity. NCBI's taxonomy places the organism in Eukaryota, Metazoa, Arthropoda, Insecta, Diptera, Drosophilidae. Gene Ontology annotation, biological process: tRNA 5'-leader removal; tRNA processing. The coding region runs from base 180 to 518 and encodes 112 amino acids.